UUAUGGUGCGUAGAUUUGUUAUCGUUAUCGAGGGGACUGCGUUUCUUUCAAGAACUUUGGAAGCAAUCAGAUACGGACGCUCCCGUGCGACGAGAGGGACGGUUCGAACAGAACUACCGUCCGUAGCCCAAGUGAUCGACGUGAUAUUCGAGUUGGAAUUCACUGUACGCAGGUUGCUAUAUUUACUUCGACGACGAACGGGGAAAACGUCAUCGACGAUAGACGAUGCGUCGCGUCGAGACAGCUGGUUUCGCUUGCAAAUAAAGAGCACGUAAUCGGAUCGAUACAACUUACGCCGUUAAAGGUCGAGUUAGGCUCACGAUUUCUCGGUACGACGUUCGUUACGAAUUUUAAUAGUGCCACGAAAUUUUUUGCAUACGAAAUCAAUUACGGCGUGGAACCGGCUCGGCGUACCUUGAGAACAACAAAUAAAAUUCACCGACGAGUUUACACGACGUAAGAAAUUGACUACGGUAAACGAAUCAAAGGCGAGAAAAUGAAAUCCACGUACAAUCAAUCAAAUUCUUGUGCAAUCAAUCUUUGCAGAUUCUUACAUAAGAUUGCGUACACAAAUUCCCUCAAGUGAAUCGUGUAACGAAAACGUAUUGUACGAUAAAGUAGGAAGCCUUUUUGCGACAGUUGCGUCGAAUUGAAUUUCGGGGGAUGGAUGAGGGUUAACGAGGUUCCGGCGCGGCGUCGCGUCAAAAGCUAAUGACACAAAGAUAAUCCCUUUGCGUGUCUCCGCGUGCCGAGCCGUCGCCGGAACCGCGACGAGCGGGCUGUUCAAAGUUCUCGUAAUUUGCGGUUUUCACGGUUGUUUGUUUGCGCACCGAUCUUCCCCGCUCAUUACGCGCUAUGCACUCACUCGCCGGCCUAAAGAUAGACGAAUCAGUUAUCGCAACGAAUUAACCGCGAGUCACGGGAUCCUUGUUCUUUUUCCUCGAUUCACCGUAGAGCAAACAUAAACACUGAGAGAGCAAAUUCGGAAAUGUGUACGAAAAUAUGCGUCUGACGUUACUUUACUACAACGCGCAUUCUCCGUUAAAGAUGAGAGCAUUUAAACAAUAAUGCAAAGCCAGAAUGCAACACCAUCCUCUGAUACAAAGAUUGCCAUCACUCAUAAUAGCGAUUCCCGUUCCACUGGCUGGGCAAGCAAACCCCUCGAAGAAUUUCAAUAUUUUUCUGCUACGAAUUAUCCCGGAGAAGCUUUGUCGUGUCUCGUAUUCGAGAUGAACUCGCCUCACAGAA
Messenger RNA from Ceratina calcarata, 1248 nucleotides. RefSeq lists its product as uncharacterized. The record is from RefSeq and is a predicted model, not a curated record. The transcript has 3 exons. The coding region runs from base 3 to 275 and encodes 90 amino acids. NCBI's taxonomy places the organism in Eukaryota, Metazoa, Arthropoda, Insecta, Hymenoptera, Apidae.